AUGUAUUUUUUUCUCUUAUUUAAUAUUCUUGCUUUGAUUCUACAAAAUUGUUUUGGUGUUCAUCCUGGUGAUCCAUUUCCGAUCGAUCAACAAAAAUCAAAAAUUCUUACAUCUGAAGAUUUACUCAAUGCUAAUGAGAUAGGAGAUCCAAUUAAUCAUGAAAUUCCAUUACAUGCAGAAUCAUUAGCUGAUCCAUUUGAUUCAAUAAAUGAAGAAAAUUUUUUAGAAUAUAUCAUAUCAACAUCUAUAAAAUCUACACCGACAACUAAAAUUCAUAAUACUGAUGGUGAAAGAAAAACUUUUGACAAGAAAUUAUCACAAUCAACUAUAAAAUCUAUACCUUUCCUCGAAUCUCAUGAUAACGAUAUUGAUAAAAAUAAUAAUUUCGACAAAAAAUUAAUAUUAUCACAAGAAUCAUCAACUUUAUCAUCAAUAAAAUCGUUUAUUAAAAUUGGUCGAUGGAAAUAUAUGGAUUCACGAUCAAAAGAAAUUCGUUAUUGGUAUGAACCAGAAGGUGGUCAUAUGGGUUUUGGAUGGAUAUUUGAUGGAUUUAUAUUUCAAGCUUAUAAUAAAUCAGAAUCAAAUACUGAACCAGUCUAUGCAUUUCAUUCAGAAAUUCGAGGUAUUUGGACUAAUACAAUACAAAUGGAUCCAAAACCACCUAUUAUUGGUUAUGAUCAAUGGACACCAGAUGGUGUUUCAUUCUAUGCUUAUAAAACAUCAAUGAAUUCAACUGAACUUCAACCUAUUGUACGAUAUUGGAAUAAAUUAAAACCAGGUACAACAGAUGCAACUGAAACACGUAUAUCAUACAUUAUGAUAAAAACAGAAAGUGCAUUCAGUAUAACACCUGGUGAUCCAUUUCUAAUUGAUAUUGACAAUAAUACUGAUUCAUAUUUUUCAUUGGAUUCAAAAUAUGUUUCGAAUAAAACAAUAUCGUUAUCUGCAAAUUUAUCAUCGAAUGAAUCGAAAUCAAUUGAAAAAUAUCUUCCAACAAAUGAAUCAUCUUUAAUUGAUACGAAUAAAACAUGUAUUGAUGAAAAUACAAAUAGCAAUUUACUACUCUCAUCAACUUUAAAACCUUUACAAGAAACUUUACCUAUUUAUAAAAAACAUUUAGUUCAAAUCGCACAAUGGAAAUAUAGUGAUCCUAAAACUCAACAAACUCGUUAUUGGUAUCAUACUGCUGGUAGUGUAAUGGGUGAUGGUUGGAUACUAGAUAGCAUUCUUUGUCAAGCAUAUAUUCGACAAAAACCUGAUACUAUACCAAUUUAUGCAUUUCAUUCAGAAGCAAAAGGUAUUUGGACAAAUACAUUACAAAUCGAUUCUACAUUAAUACCUAUUGGAAAUAAUCAAUGGAAAUAUGAUGGUACAAUUUUUUAUGCAUAUAAAACAUCAAUGAAUUCAAGUUUAUUAAAACCUAUUUGGAGAUAUUGGAAUAGAAUAAAUUAUGGUACAGAAGAUGUUAGUGAACCACGUCGAUCAUAUCUUCGAAUGGGUGACAUUACAGAGGAUGAUUUGCCGGGAUGGAGAUUAGAACAUAUACUUUUCUAUGCUUUUCCACCUGAUAUAAAUGUAAAUCAAUUAAUAACAUUGAAAUAA
Molecule: messenger RNA, 1602 nt
Organism: Rotaria sp. Silwood2
Lineage: Eukaryota; Metazoa; Rotifera; Eurotatoria; Philodinida; Philodinidae
Source: the annotation of a GenBank genome assembly